This is a messenger RNA of Pyricularia oryzae 70-15, 360 nucleotides long. RefSeq lists its product as uncharacterized. Bases 1 to 360 code for a protein of 119 amino acids. The transcript has 3 exons. NCBI's taxonomy places the organism in Eukaryota, Fungi, Ascomycota, Sordariomycetes, Magnaporthales, Pyriculariaceae. The record is from RefSeq and is a predicted model, not a curated record.
AUGGCCGUGGCAAUUAACGCAUUUGGGGGCUGCCUUGCACGGCUCUUCCUCUGUCGCAUGUUUUGUUUCACCACAUAUGCCGCAACGCGUUUGCCGUACGCAGCGACGUAUUUCGCAAUAUCCCUGGCAACCGUCGUGGUGAAUGACAAGCACCUUUCCCUCCGCGAUUCCCACCAAUAUUGGAACCAGAAUUGCACCCUCAGAGAUCAUCAGUCACCGCGAAUCGCUUUUUUCAUCCCAUCUCCGUUUGGCUACGAGGCCACGGUAGCCUUGGUCUUCGAUACUCCAUGGUGGGCUCAAGUCAUCACUGUGGCUUUUGCGAGCGUUCGUGUCAUGGACUAUGGGUGCAUGGCUGAAUGA